UUGCGCCGGCUUAAGAUUUCCCGUGAAUCACUGAUUAAGCCUCCUACCCGCCCGAUCACAAAUUCUAACAGCCUAUACUACUCCGAUUACGAUUCGGCGACUUCCUCUGUCCCAGAGAAUACAACGCUCAUAUCGAAUGACCAGUCGAACCACCUAGUCUCAGGGGCUGUUUCGACGACUACACUUGUGCCUUCAGCUUUGCCUACUCCACUCGCAGUUUGCGAUUUAUCAAAUAUGGCAAGGAAAAAGAAGCUCUUUGAUGACCUGGCCAAAGUUGACCAAAAUGUGCUGGUUCUCAAUAUGAUGCUUGCAGAGAACGCCGAACUGGCCAAUUCUGUUGAACUCUCAGAUGACACAAAAAGUCUGAUGCAGGCCUUGGCUAGUGCUAUCACUGCGAUGUCCGAUCGUCUAGUGAGCCUUAUCCCGCGUUGGGAGGCUUUAGUUGAGCAAAGUGGUGAACAUCAUAACGAAGAGUUGGAUGAAAUAACGAUGGAGUUACUAAGCCACAAUGAUUCUUGUAACACAGUACUCACUAGAUACAACCGGUUUGUGCGUACUCUGGCUGCAGGAACGUGCCCGCACAUUAAGUUUUUAUUUGUAAUUACAUUUUGA
Messenger RNA from Protopolystoma xenopodis, 612 nucleotides. The record is from the annotation of a GenBank genome assembly. NCBI's taxonomy places the organism in Eukaryota, Metazoa, Platyhelminthes, Monogenea, Polystomatidea, Polystomatidae.